Messenger RNA from Punica granatum (pomegranate), 5718 nucleotides. Lineage: Eukaryota; Viridiplantae; Streptophyta; Magnoliopsida; Myrtales; Lythraceae. The record is from RefSeq and is a predicted model, not a curated record.
AAUAUUAUUUUAGAAAAUCUGAUCAUAGAAAUUAUUAGUUGUUAGUAAUUAAAGAAAUUAAAGUUAUAAUUUGGGAAAGUGAAGUAGGGAACAUGUGACGACGAGACGGGGCCGCAGGGUGAGUGGUGACUGACGAAGUUGAAUCAGUGCACUUAGCUGAGGAAUGUGCCAACGGAAGACAGACCAACGAUCGCUUCCGGAAAGUAUCCUAUACUUUGUAUUACUUUUCUUUAUUUUCUAUUUCUAUUUAUUAUUUUAAUUAUUUAGACCCGACGUCUCUUUGUAAAACUGCUGAGAUGUGAAGCUCAUUUAUCAAAAGAAAAACCCAUACUCUUCUCUUCAUUUGCUCUGUUUCGCUCUGUUUUCCGGAAGUUGUAUGGUUGAUCUUGAUCGAUUGCAGUUACAGAAAGAAAAUGGGGCUCGUCUUUUUCGCCAAGAAAGUUGAAGAAGUCGUUGAAGGCGCUGAAGGAUCGAGAUGGAGAAGGCCACCAGCCAUGGCCAUAAACAAUGAGCUGAACGACAUAGUCUUCUCGUGGUCCAUCGAAGACAUCCUCAACGAAAACCUCUACAAGAACCAGGUGGAUGAGAUACCAGAGAGAUUUCCUUCGGUGGAGAACUAUCUCGGGUCAUUUGUGUACCCUUUGCUGGAAGAAACGCGAGCUGAAAUAUGCUCCGGGAUGGAGGCGAUCUCUACUCUACCUUAUGCCAGAGUGAUGCGAUUCGAGGAGUGCAGGCCCCAUGGGAAGAAUUUUUAUGAAGUUAAGGUCGAUUUCUGGAUAAACAGAUCGAGCAAGGGGGGGAAGGAACCAUACAAGAUGUUGCCAAGAGACGUAUUAAUUUUAACUGAUUCAGUACCGGAAACAGUUUCCGAUCUGCAGAGGAUGGGAAGGACAUGGGCAUUUGCAUCUGUUACUAAAAUCUCCGAUGACGAGAGUGAAGGAGAUUUCGCAUCGGUAUAUUUUAAAGUAGUCACAUGGAAGAAAAUGGGAGAUAUAAAAUUGGAAGAGAGGCAGUUAUUUGCCAUUUCAUUGGGUGUGAACUUGACUACUCACAUAAGGAUAUGGACGGCUUUGCACUUGAGUCGUAACUGGAAUGUCCUAAAGGAAGUUUUGUGCACUGAUUCUUCGGGUGAGGAGGAAUGCAGUCUCUGCACUGUCCCGAGUGAUGAUUUUUGCAGAGAGAAUCUCACAGGGAACUUAUUGAACCAUCUGAACGAGAGCCAAGCGGAAGCAAUCCUUACAUGUCUUCGUAAGAUCCGCUGUCGGCAUAAGCCAGUGCUGGAACUCAUAUGGGGCCCACCAGGGACCGGGAAAACGAAAGUGACUGCUAUUAUGCUCUUGAGCCUCCUAAGAAUGAAGCGCAGGACUGUUGUCUGUGCCCCCACCAAUGUUGCUGUAAUUGAAAUUGCCUCUCGGUUGGUACACCUCAUGAGAGGGUCAGCUUCCUUAGGAGAUGUUCUUCUCUUCGGAAACAAGGAGCGGCUCAAGGUAGAAGACUUGGAAGUUGAAGACAUAUGCUUGCAUAAUCGUGUUGAGAGAAUCGCAGAAUGCACUGCCCCGACAACUAGGUGGAAGUAUUGCUUAUCUUCUGCAAUAACCUUUCUCAGUGAUCCUCUUCCUCAGUACAAUAUCUAUCUCAGAGAUGAACUGGAUAAGAGAAAAUCGUUAUUCGAGUUUUUGAGGGAGAGAUUUUUGUAUAUUGUGAAGCCCCUCGAGAGAUGCCUCUCUACCUUGUGUACUCAGUUCUUCGGGAUUCUCUUAACGGGCUGGAGAUCCCUUCCUUUAAGACUAACUUUCAAGCUGCACUCUCUGGAUAUGAAGCCGCCACAGUUGUUGGUGAUUAAUGAAGCUGCUCAGAUGAAAGAAUGCGAGUCAGUGAUUCCACUCCAACUUCUUGGACUUAGACAUGCUAUACUUGUUGGGGAUGACCGUCAAUUACCUGCUGUUGUAAUGAGUGAUGUUUCAAAAGAGGCUUGUUUCGGUCGAAGUUUAUUUGAGAGAUUGAGUUCCCUAGGAAAGCUGAAGCAUCCACUCAAUGUGCAGUACAGAAUGCACCCAUCAAUAAGUUGCUUUCCAAAUCGGACAUUCUAUGGCGGCCAAAUUCGCGAUGGCCCAAAUGUAAAGCAUGAAAGUUACUCAAGGCAAUAUCUACCAGGGCUGAUGUUCGGCUCAUUUUCAUUCAUAAAUGUUUCUGAGGGAAGGGAAGAGCGAGAAGUUGAUGGAUCAAGUCUGAGAAACCUUGUAGAGGCCGAUGUCGCUGCUCAGAUUUUGAGCGAUCUUUACAAAGCAUGGAGCUUGUCAUCGAAGGAGAAUCUCAGUGUCGGGAUAAUAUCACCUUAUGCUGCUCCGGUUGGCACGAUUAGUGAAAGGCUUGGCAAGAAAUAUGAAUAUUCUGAUGGCUUCACGGUCGCUGUAAACACAGUGGAUGGGUUCCAAGGCGGAGAGCAGGACAUAGUUAUCUUAUCCACUGUAAGAUCGAACCACCGGGGAUCUAUUGGGUUCUUGGCUAACCGAAAUCGAACGAAUGUUGCUCUAACCCGUGCAAGAUACUGUCUUUGGAUUCUGGGGAACCAAAGAACUCUGCGAGGGAGUUCAACAGUGUGGCAAGCAUUGCUUUGCCAUGCUAUCAAUUGUCGGUGUUUCUUCAAUGCAGACGAUGAUGAAGGAUUAGCAAAGACGAUCUUGGAAGCUAAGAGAAAGUACGAUCAGCUCGAUGAUUUGCUUACCUCAAACAACGUACUCUUCAGAGAUGCUAAGUGGAAGGUCAUCUUUAGCGAGAGCUUCCGUCAGCCUUUUUGGAAGUUGACGUCACGCCGCACAAGGUCAUUAGUGGUGAACCUUCUCAUGAAUCUCUCCAGUGGGUGGAGACCCAAGCGGAGAAAUGUCGACUUAAUCUGCAAGAGCUCCUCUCAGAUCAUAAAACAAUUUAAGCCUGAGAACCUCUAUAUCUUAUGUACAGUGGACAUCGAGAAGGAAAGCAAAUACAUCCAAAUCUUGAAGAUUUGGGAUGUAUUGCCCCUGGAAGAUACUGCAAAAACAAUCGAACGUCUCAAUGGUGUAUACAUGAGAUUCACUGAUGAAUAUGUCAGUCGUUGCAAGGAGAAGCGUUUUGAAGGAGAUCUCCAGGUUCCAAUUUCUUGGGAAACUCCAUUUGAUUUUCUCCGUCGGGGAAAUUCUUUGGGCAAAAAUAGCAAAGGCUCUCCAGAUUCUCAACUGUACGCAGAGCGUGCAAAGGUGAAGGACGGCUUGCUGUUGAUGAAAUUCUAUUCACUGUCAUCUGGCACAAUCAAUCACUUGCUAUCUGACAAAGAUGGGAAUGAAGUGGAGCUCCCAUUCGAAGUGACAAAGGAACAGCGCGAGAUAAUUCAGUUUCCACAAAGCACCUUCAUACUGGGAAGGUCGGGAACUGGGAAGACAACUGUUCUGACGAUGAAGUUGCUUCAGAGGGAGCAACUUCACCAAAUUGCUACGAGUGAUUACAGAAUCACUGGGGGUUCCAAUUCCAGGAGAGAGGAUUCUGAGGAGAUGCUUGAAGAGGCAAGCAAAUAUGUGUUGCGUCAACUUUUCGUUACUGUCAGCUCGAAGCUGUGUUUUGCUGUCAAACAGCAGCUUUCACAACUGAAAAGCUUUACCUGUGGACGAAACAUUUUGGCUGAGAGCUCUUCAACUGAUGUUGACUUCACCAACAAGGCAGACCAGUUCGAGGACAUUCCCGACUCUUUCAUUGAUAUUCCUCACAAAUCGUAUCCCCUUGUCAUAACUUUUACUAAGUUUCUGAUAAUGCUCGAUGGAAGCAUCGGUGUCUCAUAUUUCGAGAAAUUCCCUCUAUCAAGAGACAUAUGUCAGGAGAAAGUUGGAGCUGCAAGAUCACUUGCCUUGCAAGCAUUUGUACAAGAGAAAGAGGUCAACUACGAGAAGUUUUGUGCAGUUUAUUGGCCUCAUUUCAAUGAAAGGCUUACGAGAAAACUCGACCCUUCAAGAGUAUUUACAGAGAUAAUAUCUCACAUCAAAGGCAGACUCCAAGUGGGGAACUCUUGUAGUGGCAGGCUCAGCAGGACAGACUAUGUCUCACUCUCGGAUGGUCGUGGAUCACAUCUAACCCAGAAGGAACGGCAUAAAGUGUACGAUGUUUUUCUUGAGUAUGAAAAGAAGAAGUCGGAGAGGGGAGAGUUUGACCUUUCAGAUAUUGUGAAUGAUCUACACUCCCGUCUCAGAUGCAAAAAGAUAAGAGGCGAUGAUAUGGAUUAUGUUUAUAUCGAUGAAGUUCAAGAUCUCACUAUGAAGCAGAUCGAUCUUUUCAAGUACGUCUCUGACAAUGUUGAGGAGGGCUUUGUCUUCUCGGGAGACACUGCACAGACAAUCGGGAGGGGAAUCGAUUUUAAGUUUGAGGAUGUGCGGCGGUUGUUCUACAAUGAUUUUAUGCAGGAAGCUGAAGUUGGAGGGAAGAUCUCUAAGAUCUGUCAAUUGUCCCAGAAUUUCCGGACGCAUUCUGGCAUCCUCAAGCUAGCACAGAGCAUCACUAACCUUCUGUGCCAUUUCUUCCCAUCAUCCAUCGAUGUUCUGAGGCAAGAAACGAGCCACAUUUGCGGUGAAAGCCCGAUUUUCCUUGAGCUAGAGAUGAACCAAAACUCAGUAGUUUCUAUUUUUGGUGAGGGAGGGAAUGUUGCAGGCCUUGGGCCAGAGCAGGUGAUCAUAGUUCGUGAUGAUUGUGCACACGAGGAAGUUCUCGGGCUUAUUGGAAAGCAAGCCCCCGUUUUAACUUUAUCAGAGUGCAAAGGAUUGGAGUUUCAGGAUGUGGUGCUGUACAACUUUUUUGGUUCAUCGCCAAUGAAGAAUAAAUGGAGGGUCGCGCACGAGUACAUGAAGGGCCGGAAAUUGCUCGAUAACAGUUUCAUUGGUCGCUACCCACAGUUCAAACCAGCAAGGCACAACGGGCAGUUUGCGGGAGCGAUGUUGGAUUAUUGGAGGAAGCUCAGCCUCAUCCAAUGUGACACGGAGAAACUCGACAGCAGCAGACAUAAUGUGUAUACAACAUGGUUCCAAUGUGAGACGGAGAAACUCGACAGCAGACAUAAUGUGUAUACAACAUGGUUGUUAGAAUCAUGAUUCGAAUCAUAGAAUCAUAAGAUUCUACGAUUCAAGGGCUAGUUAGCGAUUCCGAUUCUAUUUCAUGGAUCGGGAAGGUAGAAUCGUGGCUGAAUUGCUAUUCGAAUCGCAGAGUGGUUUCAAUCCAAAGUCGUAUGUCCCCUCUCUCUCCCUCCUCAUCUCUCUCAUUGUGCGACAGUAUUGCUCAUUGGUUCUCUUAUUUUAUGAAAUGUUUGAAACUUGUCUCUUGACCGUAAGUGAUAGAGGACCUGGAAAGUUUCUGGAAUUGCUUCGAAUUGGGUUCCGGCCGAUCCCUGAUUGCGGUCAGGUUUGAGAUGAUUUAGGUUGGAAUUUCUUUCGACUUUUUUAGGUCCAGAGAAAGAUGAUUUCAAAAAGGGACAGACCAAGAAGAAGUUAGAGAGGAAAAGCUGCUUUGCCUACAAGAUCCGUGACCAUGGUACUAUGUCAAUUUUCAUUGAAGGUUGUUAUAGUGGGAGCACUCUCUUGUAAAGACUAAGCACCAUUUGAUUUUGAUGAACGAAGUAGGAGGCAGCAAGAUUUAUCAUUUGAUAUUUACUUCAACUAUUUCUGAUAUGGGAUUUGGUGCGUGUGUAUAUAUAUAUAUGCUAUUUUU